AUGGGCCCGCUCGCCCUGCCCCUCCAUACCACCUGCACCUCGGUGAUCACCUGGAUGUCCAGGGUGCCCUUUGUAGAGAAAAUGGACAGUGUCACAGGUGGCAUGGAGACAUCUCGCCAAACCUGUGGCGACAAGCUCACAGCAGUGGAAAAUGACUUGAGAAAAUUAGGGGACCAAACUGGGAAGAAAGCUAUAAGCGCCAACUCAGAGCUCUCCACCUUCAGAUCACACAUUCUGGAUCUUCGACAACAACUUCGUGAGAUCACAGAGAAGACCAGCAGGAACAAAGAUACGCUGGAGAAGUUGCAGGCGAGUGGGGAUGUACUGGUGGACAGGCAGAGUCAACUGAAAGAAACUCUGGAGAAUAACACUUUCCUCAUCACCACUGUGAACAAAACCCUGCAGGCGUACAAUGGCUACGUCACAAAUCUGCAACAAGAUACCAGCGUGCUGCAGGGCAAUCUGCAGAGCCAAAUGUAUUCUCACAACGUGGUCAUUAUGAACCUCAACACUAACCUGACCCAGGUGCAGCAGAGGAACCUCAUCACUAACCUGCAGCGGUCUGUGGAUGACACGAGCCAGGCCAUCCAGCGAAUCAAGAACAACUUCCAAAAUCUACAGCAGGUUUUCCUUCAAGCCAAGAAGGACACUGAUUGGCUGAAGGAGAAAGUGCAGAGCCUGCAGACACUGGCUGCCAAUAACUCUUCCUUGGCCAAAGCCAACAACGACACCCGAGAUAUGAACAGCCAGCUCAGCUCAUUCACAGGUCAGAUGGACAACAUCACCACGGCCUCACAAGCCAACGAGCAGAACCUGAAAGACCUGCAGGAUGUACACAGGGAUGCGGAGAACAGAAUGGCCAUCAAGUUCAGCCAGCUGGAAGAACGCUUCCAGCUCUUUGAGACGGAUAUUGUGAACAUCAUCAGCAACAUCAGUUACACAGCUCACCACCUUCGGACACUGACCAGCAAUCUGAAUGAAGUCAGGACCACUUGCACGGAUAUGCUGACCAAACACACAGACGAUCUGACCUCCUUGAAUAAUACGCUGGCCAACAUCCGCUUGGAUUCUGUUUCUCUCAGGAUGCAACAAGAUAUGAUGAGGUUGACGUCCAGAGCUGGCUUUUGUGACUGGUCUGAGACCGUAAGUAUCUGGAGAGGUGAAGGAUCUGAUUUCUGCCCUGGCCGUGGGAAGGUGGGGCGGUCCCGCCCCCCGAAGUCGCUAGAGUGGGAGCCGGGGAACGCCUUUUCGCCUUCCCCGCCCACGAAGUUUGCUGCGCCCUGGCAGAGACGACAUCUGCUGGCCCGAGGCUGGGCGCUGUCAGUUCCUGGUCCGGCGGGUGCCCGCUCCAGCCGCUGCAGGUUCCAGAACAGAAAAGCCGCCUCCAGGCUGCAGAUCCGCCGCCGCCCACACCCGAGGCUGCGCCCGCUGGUCGCGUGA
This is a messenger RNA of Equus quagga, 1440 nucleotides long. Its product is annotated as collectin-12-like. The record is from RefSeq and is a predicted model, not a curated record. Lineage: Eukaryota; Metazoa; Chordata; Mammalia; Perissodactyla; Equidae.